Molecule: messenger RNA, 3604 nt
Organism: Bolinopsis microptera
Lineage: Eukaryota; Metazoa; Ctenophora; Tentaculata; Lobata; Bolinopsidae
Exons: 8
Coding region: 107-1693 (528 amino acids)
Cellular component (GO): cytoplasm
Molecular function (GO): guanyl-nucleotide exchange factor activity
Source: RefSeq, a predicted model, not a curated record
AGGUAUGUAACAGUGCUAUGUUCACAUGUGUCCCUCAUAAUACCACGUGAUAUGACGUCACAACGCUCCUUAUAAGGAAGGUCACGUGGUAAUACCUUCUCCAGUUAUGGCGGAGACCUGUCAUGAGUUGUACAAGUGUGUGGUGGAGUUGGAACAGGCGGAGAAGGAAUACGGUACUCAGCUGGGUAUUCUGUCAGAUUUAUUCAUUCCACAUCUCAAGAAACCCCAUAAAAUAGAUGGUGAUCCAAACAGAAUAUGCGUUGUAACGACCGAGGAAAUGGAGCAGAUGCUGCUUACAAAGAUCAAGGAUUUAUGUGAAGUCAGUAAAGGUCUCUCAAGCAAGCUCAAAGAACGGCUAAAAGCAUGGGAUGAAGAUAGCUCCCUGAUAAGUGAUGUGUUCCUUAAAUACCCUGAUUUUUGGGACCUAUACGGUUACUUCUGUCGCAACAUUGACUCCGCUAUGAGGAGAUACGAUGAGAAGAUGAUGAGUCAUGAUUUCGCGGCGUUAGUUUCCCUCAAGCAGGGGUUCACUAACCCUCCUCUUAAAGAUCUCAUCAUGUUACCGGUUCAUCGAAUGAAGAAAUACAAGGAAUUUUUUGAGGUUUUUCUCGAGAAAACCGUUGGAGCAGAUUUCAUUUUCAGUCAUCCUGAUUUCUCCAAUAUAAUGGAAUGUAAGAAGCAAGUAGAAAACCUCCUUCCUCCUGAUAUUGAUGCUAUUGUAUCCAGAAACCAGCACGAACAAUAUCAGAAAAUCGAAGCUUCGCUGGGGUCUCUAGCUAACGAAUUCACAUCUUAUAUGAAACUCCUGCACGAGGAACCGGCAGCAGCAAUACCAUGGAAGAAGCGUGCCUUCAGGAAAUCAUUUAACCGGAAGGAACCUCUGAAGGAUGAGAGAUAUGAUAUCGGAGGUAAGAAGUAUGGGACAACAGAUCUCACUCCUGACAUUCUCAACGCGAUGAAGAAACAGGAAGAGAAGGACGCGAUGAGUGGGAUGCCAUCUCCACGAAGGAACGCCAAGAAAACAGCACCCCCAAGUGAGAACUUUGUUGGGAGCGUCUCUAAAGUUAAAGUAAGAUGGGAAGAUGAGGUUCACACAUACAACCUCCUCCUCUUCAAACAGUGUCUCGUUUUCUCCAAAACACGAAAUAGGACUAUGAAAAUAUCACGGAUUAUCAAGUUAAAGCAGCUGUGGUUGUCCGAUUACAAAGAUUCGGUGGUAGGAUUCGGUCACGUUGAGAAAGAGGAAAAUGCUUGUCUCGGGUCAUGGCUGGGCUCCGAGCUGGAUCCGGAGCUGUUACAUAGAGUUAUUUUUAGUUUCUCUAACAAAGAUGCGAGAAUGCACUGGUAUACGACGAUACAGCGACACAUUCAGGCAGCCAGGGAGAAAGAGGUUCUACGAGCAGGUCUGAUCAAGGUCUACUUCAAGAAGAGUGACAGUCAGCUAUCAGUUCCUGGUGACAACCUCUGGCAAGGCAUGUCCUGUCAGGAGAUCCAAAUAGAUCCCACACAAACAGUGGAUAAUGUUAUUGAAGAUGCUGUUAAGAAAUGUCAGAUGAAGGAUAAUUCCUACACACUUUCUUUCAUUGUUCUUCAAGACACUAAAAUAGCCAUAGAAGAGCAGCUAAUCUGGAUGGAGAUGCCACUCGUGAUCAGAGCGGGGUCAAGAGGAUGUUACCGGACCCCAAAAACAUGAAAACUAUUUACGUGCUGCAAGAGAACGGGUCUAGUAUGUGCUCCAGCGGUAGCUCCAGCAGUCCUCUCCCUACCACCAAACUAAACACUGUGGUCACCUUCUUCAGAGGGAGAUCUAACUCUGUCUGCAACCUGCGACCAACACCUCCUUCCCAGCACCUCACACCAACAGUAAAGCCUGGUAACAAAGUGUUCGGUGUGUCUCUCUCGGAGUUCAUGGGGGAGAACCCUGAUAAGAUACCACCAACUCUUCUUGAUCUAUUUGUGUAUCUCUUUAACCAUUGCUACAACUGCGAGGGGAUUUUCAGAAUUCCUGGUUCCCUUGCCGUCCAAAGAGCUUUUGAAAACCGUCUAGAAUCAGGAGAACGGAUAGAUUGGUCGGCUGAAGAAAAGCAGCAAGACAGGUUCUUUCUCCCAAAUGUGGCUUCUUCGCUCUUCAAAUACUACCUGAGGUCACUUCCAGGAGGCCUCGUGCCCAGCAAUCUAUUCCCUGAGCUAGAAUCCUGGCGGAAGAAGUCUGAUGAGGACAAAAACGUCGAGAAAAGCGUAAGUGAGAUGAAUAUAAUCCUCUCUGGCAUCCCCGAUGCUAACCGUACGCUGCUACGAUACACUUUGCACACUUUGAAACGUAUAGCUGCCUUCAGUACUGUUAACCUGAUGGGAGACAAGGUUCUCUCAACCUGUAUAGGGCCCAGUCUAAUAACCUGGCCGGACGAUGCUAACGCUCUAAGUAUCUUGGUGGAUCAAUACCGUCGCGCGACACCGUGCUACGUGACGGAGUUUCUGUUGAAGCACGUGCGGGAACUGUUGGGAAGUGAGCCGCGCGAUCUGGAGAGAAGGAAGGUGAUAGAUGACGAGGUGAAGAGCAGAGUAAGUGCGAACAGGGUGGACGAGGUUGAGAGCAGUGAUGAGGACACCAGCAGUGUCUGGCUCAUGGUCAGGAGCAGUAUCAAGGAACAUGACCAUAAACCUCUACUUCUAGAUCUUGCACCGUUAGAUUUGAAGGUUAGUGCACGUGCGCCAGCUGUUGAGCCAGAUUCGCCGACCUGCCUGAAAUCUCCAGUAAUCCUCACAUUUGAUGACGCAUCAGAGACUUCGACUACAGGCUCCGGACCGAGUGAAAACUUUGGAACUUUGGUUUAAGUAUUAAAGUAGGAGUAGGGAAUAGAAAACCAACUAGUUAAAGCUUUAAACACUGAAUUAUUCUGGAAUGGAAAUAUUCUCGCUAAAGUAUAUUAUGUAUAAAGAAUGUAUAAUGCUCAGGACGAAAUGAAAUCUAUAUAUAUUCCGAUAAUUCUAAUAUCAUAACUAGUUUUAAAAUUAAAAUGCUACCGUAUGUAUCAUGUUUAUUGAAAGAUUUUUACCCAUUCAUUGUUUGUUAACAUUUUAUAAGAUUAUGCAUUACAUGCAUUUUUAAGGGAUUUGUUAUCCAAAGUGUAUAAUUGAGUUAUGAAGGAUAAGUCUUUCGGGAUUUGCUUUAAAUUUUUAUGGGUUUCGUUAUGUUUUUACACAAUCUUUUAACCUGGAUAAUCAAAGAUUCGUAUUCGCAAAUGAAAAUGAUUAGUUUUGAAUUGCAUGGUGUUUUUCACAACAUUUAUAAAGCCACAGACACAGUUUGAACGAUUUUUUUCUUUGAAAUGAUAUAUAUAAAUCCCCGUAAAUAAUUCUAUUGCGCAAAUUUUGCAGAUUUUAACUAAAACGAUAAUAUAUUUACGUCAUUGUUGAUGAUGAAACUCAAUGUGAGACAGCCCUUGUUUUUUACAAAUGUAUGUAAUCUUGUAGCUCGAUCCUGUCAAUAAUAUAUCUAUAUAUAUGAGUUUAUGAAUGUAAGUCUUUCAGGACACGAGAAAUUUUAUUUGUUGAUGAUUAUUGUCAAUUUGCAUCAGUCACACCUGGGUCUCUGGGUGUUGUU